Messenger RNA from Hyalella azteca, 1345 nucleotides. RefSeq lists its product as uncharacterized. Lineage: Eukaryota; Metazoa; Arthropoda; Malacostraca; Amphipoda; Hyalellidae. The record is from RefSeq and is a predicted model, not a curated record. The transcript is spliced from 3 exons. Bases 172 to 918 code for a protein of 248 amino acids.
AAGUAUUUGAUCAACAUUCGCCAGUGGAUGUUGAGGUCUUUUAUCGCGUCUUGCGAAAGUUUAAUAUGCUUCUCGAUUUUAAUGUUGUAAGCGGUAUUGUACCUCCAGUCAGGUCUCGAAAAAUAAUUUUUAUACACCUGCAGGCAAAAAAUGUUUUAAAUCCUGCCAAACAUGACUGAGUUGCUCGUCUUGGAAUGGCUCCAAAUUUUGCAGGCGUCUUGGACAGUGAGAGAUUCCCCACUUUUGUCACAACUUGGAACGAGCGAUAGGAAUCUUGUCAUGGGAACGGAAAAUCCUGAGCCUCACCUGCAGGAACGCUUCGAGGGAUGCUGUGCCGGUAAUUCCGACCUUCUGGAAGCAAUUCGCCGAGUAGAAGAACUAGAACACUCGUGCCACAGUUGGAACUGCGCCGGUGAAGAAGAUGUUUUCCAUGCUCCAGAUAACGUGGCCAGUGAUAGUUCUGAGAGUGUCUAUAGAAAGCAACAAGUGCACGAUUCUAGGAAUACGAUUAUUACUCACACAACUGAAAGGCAAACAGACACAGCCACCGUCCGUUCACCGACCCUAGCAAACAGUCGUGGCUCGUUGGCGUCGCUUUACCUCGGCCAGUCCAUUGAAGCAAGUUCGUUCUGCUCGUUUCUCGCCUACAAGAUCAUCACCGAACCCAAAGCCGCGGUGCCGGUGCUGCUUGCGCUUAAUGCCACCACAUUCUGCAAGACUCAGUUCAACUGCUCCGCCGUGCAGACUCAAAAAACAAUGGUAACGUUGUACGGCUGGCAGUGGACGGAAGUGCCUCCGUUGGUUCUGAAAGGAAUUUCUGAAGGCUUCCUCUUCGAACUCUCAGAAGAUUUCGUUGCGAACCACGUGCAGCACCGCCUUCUGGAGCAUCCUUCCGCGUGUCGCAUGGAGUCUUCUUAGAAUUUAGAAAUCUGAUGUUAUCCUGUUAUUUUUGUCAAUAUUCAUCACCUAAUCUCUCUGAACAAUUGGUGCAUAAAUAUGGUUUAUCUUCUAUGAACAAUCGGUGAAAAUAUGGCACUGACAAAGAACAAUUUGGGAUCGCUCUGUGUCCGAUGCCGUGGUUUUACUAUGGAUAUUUUAUCAAAUAUAAAAAAGUAUGGUGCUAAAAUACUGAUGUAUAAGCUACGCACAGCUUCAUUGGUGUCUCAAAUGAAGCAAAUAAUACUUCGGUUGAACCAUUUUCUAUUUUAAAGAAAUUCUUAGUCGUACUUGGUGCCCAUAAAAUUAGCGAAUAAGGUUAAAAAGCCUUACUCCUGUAAUGCUAUUUUGAGAACGUGUAAAAUUUGGAGACUGAAAUUUCUCAUUUAUGGAAAAAUGCACUAUUGUG